Henningerozyma blattae CBS 6284 is the source of this 2385-nucleotide messenger RNA. It is a transcript of the gene MDM20, whose product is annotated as Mdm20p. Lineage: Eukaryota; Fungi; Ascomycota; Saccharomycetes; Saccharomycetales; Saccharomycetaceae. The transcript has a single exon. Gene Ontology annotation, cellular component: cytoplasm; NatB complex. Gene Ontology annotation, molecular function: protein-N-terminal amino-acid acetyltransferase activity. The record is from RefSeq and is a predicted model, not a curated record. The coding region runs from base 1 to 2385 and encodes 794 amino acids. Gene Ontology annotation, biological process: N-terminal peptidyl-methionine acetylation.
AUGAGUGAUAAAAUUUCUCAAGAGAUAUUUGACCUGAUUAAAUCAAGUAAUUUUAAACAAUGCAACGUUAAAAUUGCUCAAUUACGUAAACAAUAUCCUAAUUCGACCUAUUAUGAAGUUUUGGAAUUGUAUGUUAAAUAUAAACAUUCUCCUUCAAAGUUUGAUUAUAACGUAUUGAAUACCUUGUAUGGUCUUAAAGGUAGUCGGACUUCUAGUGAUAUUAAGGCAUUGGAAUUACUUCAUACAUUUUUUUUAGAAUUCAACAGAUUUGAAGAAGCAUUACAUGUUUACAAAAAGGCUAAUUUCAAGUACCCAUCUUUUGAAAUUGCCUAUUAUUGGUUUGAGAAAGCUUUGAAUGAUUUUAAUUUUAGACACUUAGGGAAAGCUUGCUUACAAUUAAUCAAGUAUGAUGAUCUAAAGUACAAUAGAUCCCGUGAUUAUCGUAUUUGGUAUGUAUUAUCCGUUUUAGCGUUAUUUAAAUUUAACAAGGCUCUACUUUCAGAUCAAGAAAUCAAAAUUUUACCACAAUUAGCAUAUAAGACUCUAAUCGCUGCUAAACCUUUCCAAUCGACAGAAGAAUGUGUAGUAUUUUGUGAUUUAUGUGAAACAUUAUUCUCAGAUGAUAAAGAGAAAUCAAAGGAGAUCGCUGAUUUAAUCUUACCAGAAUUGAAAACUUCAGUUGAUUUAUAUUUAAAGAAUUAUAUGUUGAAACAUCUGAAAGAUAAUAACUUAUUAUUUGAAAAUUGUCAAUUUUUAUUGAAAAGUAUCGAUGAUUAUGAUCUUAUUAAAAAAUUAAUUGUGUCAGGUAAACAACUAGAUAAGUCAAAAAAUGAAAUUAAAACGCUAAUUACUGACCUCGUCGGUGAUGGAAGAAAUUCUCGAUUAUCAGCCCUUGAAUUAGAUCUGGUCUUUGAUAAUUUAAUCUCUAAAGACUCCAUUACUUUUUAUCUAGAAAAAUUUCAUAAUAAACAAUGUUGUUACGUUGAUAUUAAAAGGUACUUAGAUAAAAUUGAUGUAUCAAUACUUCUUGAAAUAUUUCACUCAUUUAAUGAUUCUGAUCCAAUUCAUGACUCUAAUUUAUUUCAAUUAAAUAUUGUUGAAAUGGAUGCCAUUGAAUACUACAAUAAACAUAAGAAUACUUUGAAUACUAAACCAAAAACUGAUUAUUCUGCUUGUUCAAUUUUCAUUCUUGAUAUUAUUAAGUCAUGUUUAAUCAAGGAUGAUAUUACGUUAAAAGAUGUCAUUUUUUCAAUUUCAGUAUUAGAACAUUAUCAAAGGAAGGAUAUUCAUAAUUUUGAUACAAGGAUAUGGCUAAUUACAUUAUAUACAUACAUUGGCUGCAUUCCAUUAGCAUAUUUUCAUUUUAAUGAGUUAAAAAUUAAAAACGUUCAAAAUGAUACUCUGGAUCAUUUAUUAUACACCAGAUUUUCCUCUUUAUUUCCACAAAAAAGCCAUGAUUAUUACAAGACAUUAUUAAAUGUGGAAGAACUAUUUUAUGGUAUGUCAUUAGAUAGAAUACCUAGUUUAACUAGGAUCGCCUUUGAAAGAAGAGCAUACAGUAAAAUAUUGGGUAUGCUUGAAUUUUGGAUUAAUUUAGAAACAUCUUCUAUGAGGUGGUUAAAAAUUUCUGAAAUGAUACAAUUUGCUAGGUUAUGUAAUGAUAAAAGGGGUAAUUUAUUAACUGAGAUGCACAAAAAAUGGCUAAAGAUUGAGCAAAUUAAAUGCAAUAAUAGCAGCAUUAAACAGUGGUCUGAUAAUAGAGAUUUUGAUGUAUUCAGAUUAAAUAUGAAGGAAUUAUCUGGAAGGAAACCAAAAAUAUUUGAUUAUAUGGAUAUUGCCCCUGAUUUAAUUACUUUAAAUUGUGCCAAAGAGUUUAUUAUCGAGUCAAUUUCAACUGGUGAAAAAUCUGCCCAACUAGAAAAAAUUCUAAAUACAAUUGACUUAUCAAAAACUUUAAAUGAAUCUACUACAUCUGUUGAAAAAUGGUCAUUUGACAUAUUUUUUGAUAUUUAUAAUAAUAAUGGCGACAAUUUGCGUAAAUUAUUGAAUGAAAGUUCUCAAUUUGAAGAAAGUUUUACCAAGGGUACAUGGCUAAUGUCACAUACUUAUUUAACUCAAAUAUCUACAUUGAAAACAUUGGAUAACUUGAAGAGGAUAAAGGAUAAGAAUUCUAAACAACUGAUUAAGCAAAAGCUACGUGAUUUAAGAGAUAGAGUAGAUACUAUAUACAUCAAUUAUAGUAAAACUCUUAAUGUAUCAUAUGAAAACAUGAUAAAGGGUGAGAAAUACUCUUGUAUUUUGAAGCAAUUAAAUUUCCAAGAAUUCAGCAUGGAAGAUAUUUCAUCCUCAAUAUUGACUGUAAGAAAGACAGUCAAAAAUUUAUAA